Molecule: messenger RNA, 732 nt
Organism: Lactuca saligna
Lineage: Eukaryota; Viridiplantae; Streptophyta; Magnoliopsida; Asterales; Asteraceae
Source: the annotation of a GenBank genome assembly
AUGGAUGUUACACUGCAAGUUGAAAAGGAAUAUCUUUCUCCUGUCUGUUCUGAGAUCAAGGCUAAUAGUGAUGCACUAAAUGCCUAUGUUGUGUCAAGAAUGAGAAACUUUAGGCAGACCUUGCUACAGAAAACAAUCUUAUGGACAAACUUGCCCAAAAGACUGAAACAAGAAUUAUCUGAAGGUGAAAAGCUGAUAGGAAAGAAGCGUGAUGUUGAACUUGAAAAUCUCUUGAGAGUUCGCAAAGAGUUAGAAGCGAAAGUCACUCUUGCAACUCAAAAGUCCCACUUUACCCCAUGGACUCUUGAAAGGAUUCAGAAGGAGGCGACUGAUGAACCAAGCACAAAUUGGUUAGAGCCUUCGGUUUUCUAUGAGUUAGACAACAUUGCAGAAUCACAACCUGACUUCCCAAUUACUCCUAGGGCAUUUUUAUUCAAGUGUUUUGAGAAGAUUUCAAAAGCUCAUCUUUCGGAUUCUGAUGUUAAUCAAACAUUAUUAUCUUUUUAUCUCAAAUAUGGAAAGCCCCAAUUUCAAACUUGGUGUUUACAAAAGAUCAUCGCAGUAAGGGUUUAUGCUUCCAUUUCAACCGAAAUCUUAAUCAACAUCAAAUUUAAGGGAUUCAAGGGAGCCAAUCGCACUGAAAUGGAAUUUACUCUUGCUAAUCUUCCUUGCAUGAAUCCUUAUGAUUGGAUUUCCCUGUUCCUAAUUUUAUCCAAAUACGAACAAAAGUAG